Molecule: messenger RNA, 1327 nt
Organism: Lemur catta (Ring-tailed lemur)
Lineage: Eukaryota; Metazoa; Chordata; Mammalia; Primates; Lemuridae
Gene: CRISP1
Product: cysteine rich secretory protein 1
Exons: 8
Coding region: 136-885 (249 amino acids)
Biological process (GO): binding of sperm to zona pellucida
Cellular component (GO): extracellular region
Source: RefSeq, a predicted model, not a curated record
CCUUGACCUCUUGUACUGACCGCAUCACUGAGCAGGUCUCCUCCGUGGAGUAUCAUUUAAAGGCAAGACUACAUUAUAUAGCAAAAUACCUGGUUCUCAAUAGGACACCAAUUCACAAGCUGUGUGGACUUAGCAAUGGCAAUGAAAUGCUUCUUGGGUUUGGUUGCUGCUAUUGGAUUCCUGCCUGUUUUGGCCAGAAGAGAAAAACCACCUAAAGUCCCGUUUCAGGAACUUGUCACUGAACUGGCAGCUGUACAAGAAGAAAUCGUUAAUGCACACAACACCCUCAGGAGAGGAGUGGUUCCACCAGCCAGCAACAUGCUGAAGAUGAAUUGGAGUGAAGAGGCUGCACAAAAUGCCAGAGCUUUUUCAAAGUAUUGUGACAUGGUAGAGAGCAACCCACUUGAGAGGAGAAUUACAAGUAGCUUUUGCGGAGAAAAUAUGCAUAUGACAUCUUAUCCUGUUUCGUGGUCACACGUAAUUAGAAUCUGGUACAAUGAGUCUAAACAUUUCAAAUAUGGGGAACAGAUAUCCACGGAUGAUGACACAGUUACUAACCAUUACACUCAGAUUGUUUGGGCCACUUCUUACCUGGUUGGCUGUGGCAUUAUGUCAUGCCGCAAAGGAGGGUUGCCUCGGUAUUUCUACGUUUGUCACUAUUGUCAUGAGGGAAACGAUCCUGACACAAGGAAUCGACCUUAUAAGACAGGCAACCCAUGUGGCGACUGUCCCAAUGACUGUGAAGAUAAACUUUGUACUAACCCCUGCAUCUACGAUGAUGAAUAUGCCCACUGUGAGCAACAAAUCAGAGGUUUUGGAUGCAGCCACUUAUCAACUAAGCUAUUCUGCAAAGCUACUUGUCUGUGUAAUACUGAGAUAAGAUAACCAUUUGUCAUGUGCAACUGUACUGUCCUGUGAAGAUGAGGAGAUGCCUGCCGGAGCAUGUCUUCUACCAGUUUACUUCACCAUCUUCUGCUGAAUUUCAUCUGAUUUUAACUAUACUCAAGAUCCUAAGUUCUGUCCUGAUAUAUCCUGAAAUAACGUAGUUUUAAACCUCCUCAGUACUGGAAAAAGGCCCAUUGCAACAUCAGCCUCAAGUUCAAGUUCUUAGGUUGACAUAAUUCAACUGAUGGCAUAACUGGGUCCCUCAAUAGUACUUUGUGCUAUCGUAGGGUCAUACCUGGUUGAACUCCCACCUCUGCUUUCCCCAAGUUUCCAAACACCUGAUGUUUGCCUUCCCUGCACAGCUAAUGUCCAGUAACAAUUCUUAACUUUUUAUUUUUACUUCUACUUGAAAUCAAUCAUUAAAAAGAGUCCACAAAGCAAA